UGCCCAUCGGAUGCACCUUUGGGUUCAACGCGGUAGUUUCUCGCGCGUCAUCGUUCGGUCGUUCGGUCGGUCGGUCGGUUUUUUUUCCCACGGUGUUUCUCGCUGAUUGGCGUUUAAAGUGUGCAGCUGUGCAGUUUUGUAUGCAAGUCGGAAAAAUCGUUACCCACCUGAGGGCCUGGGCGUUCCAGCUGCUGCAGGUGCAGCUGUGUGAUUAGUUGCAAUUUCAACUAACGCUAACUGUUCGGGAUAUUGAUAGUGUUUGUUUGUUUGUUUGUUUGCUGUCGUGGGAGUGUCGUGGCGAGGUCCGGAAUGCGGUCUGCGGCCUCUCGGUUCGAUUUCCUGGCCUGUCGCUAAACUCGCUGAGGCUUGGCCAAAAAGGAUUUGUGAAGUUUUUAAAGGCAGAAAAGGCACCGUAAGUGCCUACGGUUGCUGCUGCUGUUGUGUAUGUGCAUGCGAGUGUGUGUUGACGGAGAUGAGAUGGUUAUUAAAUCGAUGACAUCGGUGCUAGGUGCUGGUAUCUGGUGAUGCUGCGGCUCGGUCGGUGACGAUAAUGGAUGCUUGCUGGUGUAGCAUGUUAUCCCCGGUGAGAGUGGACCUACGUGGUCGUACAUGGUUUUGAAGCUGUCCGGGAUCCUUCCACCGAUUUGACAACGGUCGUUCGAAGUUCGUACACAAAAGUGACAUCGUCGUUCGUGUGACUCUUCUAUAUGAUAACGGUUUGCUAGUGCGUGAAGCCAAUUCUCUGGUUGGUGCUGCCCUGACUCCCCCUCCGACUCGAUAGGAUAUAUUCGGUGUUGUUUGGCGAGUGAGAAAUUUGUGAACAACGUUAUUGCCAUCGUGCGAGCAAUUGGCUGAAUGUGGGCAGUGGCGGCAUAGUGCAUAGUGUGUGCUUAAUAGUGCUGGUCAGUGAACAACAACCUAAUGCUAAACAGAGGAUUAUGUUGGAAGCUUAAAUUUAUCGCGUCGAUUUGUCGUAACCCCGGUCCGAAGCGAAACGGAUGAAGGUGUAAGUGCUUCCCGUAAAGUACAUCCAUUAAACCAAAACAUCCCUGGUAAUGCAGCGAAAGUGCAGUGCACUUGAGCAUAACCCGAAACAAUUUAAAACUUAACCUCGAAUGAAAAACUCCAACUGAGAAUAGGAAGGACGAGAGGGGGUCAAGAAAAAACAAACAAAAAGCCCACCCAUGUUGGUCUCCCCAUCAGGGUGCCAAAAAUGAGACCAAUAACGAAAGCCACUGACAAGAUUGAAAUUAAUUUAUAUUGUGAUUCGGCAGUGGGCCAAGCGAACCCGGGCGACCAAGCGAAGAAAAAAAAGAAGUGAAACGGCGAUAAAAAGUGAUGAAAAUUGAUUGUCCGCGCCAUCAGCCAAUCCGUCUGCAGUGUCAGUCAGCUCAGUGCUGGCAGCAGCUGGUGAAGAACCGCGUCCAAGUGUGCUGCGCGUAGUUGUGCGUGUGAAAUUGGUUGAACUUCCGUCGAACCACAACACCAAACACCAAACCGUGGAUCGCGCAGUAGGCUAACACCGGUGCUCUCCGCUUAAAUGGGUGGUGUUGGUGUUGUUCAGAGAACAGAAAAUUUCGUCCUGUCACCGGUCGCCGGUACUAAGUGAGACGACGACGACAACGACGACGUAGACCCGUACCCGGGGUCGGAAGUGACCGAAAAUAAAACAGUCAGCCAGUUUCCCAUGAACUUCAACACCCCGCAAAACGUCCGCCGUUGACCUGAGUGAAAAAAGUGAAAAUGGAAUACCACCGUAAACAUACGAGCACGGGUAGCAGCAGGUUUCGGAAAAUUUGAUGCAGCAACAGAAACAAAACAAAAAAACAAAACCUGGACCAGCCACCGAGGAUCUCCUAAAAAAAUUAAGCGGUGUUACACCGUAUAAUGGAAAAGUUUCCCGUGGCACGACCGGCCACCGGCUGUCGGAUGCAAACGAUGUCCUCCGCUUGGCUCGUCAGUCAACGGCAUCAGCAGCAGCCAGCUUAUGCAGUGGAAGGAUCGGUUCGGGCCCGCGGCGGCAAGAUUAUAGAAUAAGAAGGCGGCGAAUGAUACAAGCCAGUCCAGCAAGAAAGAGAUAGAGAUAGGGCGAGAGUGAAACAGAACAAACAAGUUAAGAGGUAACUCGGUGAGCGAAAUUUCAAGCGCGAAAUUGCAAGUGAUGGUAUUAUUGGAAUAAUUUAUAAUAAUAUAAUCCACUUUAUUCUUGGCUUGGCUUGUUGAAGUGAAAAGGAAGGAAAUGCGAACAGCGAUGGAAAAAGUUGCCGAAGUGGUAAAAUAGACGUUAUUUUUUUGUGUAGAUCAGCAGCGAAAAAGUUUAAUCACCUGUUUGGAAACAAAAGGCGAAAGGAAUUAGGAGUGUGAGUCUGUAUAUAAAAUAUCAGAUGCAUUUUUUUUGCCCCUCCGCGAAAACAGUUUGAGUUUUGAACACUGAGUGAAAUAUUAGCAAAGUGCGAUCGGAGGGUAAAAGUUUCCGGCCAAGUGCUGGAAUGAAGAAGCUGCUACUGUGAAAGUGAGAGUGACGUUUGAGCUUCGCCUCGAGAUGAUGGUUUUCGGAGUUUUUGUGCGAAAGUUCAUUAUGGUAAUUUUUUGGGCAGGUGGCCUUGGAGCCUGAAAGUUUUGAAAUUUUCCGGGCCAGCAAACAACGUAAAGUGUUCUCAGCAGAAACUAAUGUUCUUUCAUCUGCCGAGGCAGCAGAACGCGUAGGGUGUGUGUGUGUGUGUUUGGGUGAGUGGCCACUGAAGGCGCCUCCAUCCUCGAUUGUGUUCUGUCGAAAUAUCUCGGUCCGAACAGGCGGGCGUUUGUGUUUACCCGCCGGUGAAAGUUUACCGAAGCAAGAUGGCGUGUCGGAAUGAAUGUCCUGCCCAGGUGUGCUUCCUGCUGCUGGCCGCUUUUGUACAUCUGGCAACAAGUGUUAAAGAUGUGCCCCUCGUCGCCAUGGAAGCGCUCGUCGGAGAGACAAUCUAUCUUCCCUGCAACAUCAGUACCCACGAACCAGGAGACAAUGUGGUUCUGGUUCUCUGGUACCGCGAAGAUAAAGGAUCGCCCAUCUACAGUGCCGACACCCGGGGCCGGGACGUGACAUCGGCCAAGCGGUGGUCCGACGAUUCGGUGUUUGGCAACCGGGCGUACUUCCUGUUCGACAAGCAACCGGGCGAACUGGCGGUCCAGAAUGCCCGCGAAACCGACGCCGGAGUGUACCGGUGUCGGGUGGAUUUUAUCGUAGCACAAACUAGGAAUAGCAUCGUAAAUUUAACGAUAAUUGUACCACCAGAACGGGUGGUGAUACGUGAUCAGCUCGGUGCCGAGCGGACGACGGUGGCGGGUCCGUACAGCGAAGGGGACAUCGUAAAGCUGCGGUGUGACGUGUACGGUGGACGUCCCACACCCACGGUCAGCUGGUACCGGGACGGUGUUCCACUGCUAGCCGAAACCAAGUACAUGACUCUAGGCAAGCAUCUCCGCAGUGAGAUCGUCCUAGGACCACUGACUCGACAGGACCUGCACUCGAAGCUGGUGUGCAAGGCCAAUAACCACGUACGGGCCAGUCCGGCGGAGCAGUCCGUCCAAAUCGAUAUGAACUUUGCUCCUUUGAACAUAAGACUGAUUGGUGCUCACCAGCCACUGUCAGCUGGCCAUCGAUACGACCUGCUGUGCCAAAGUGCGGGUUCUCGGCCUGCCGCCUCCAUCACCUGGUUCCUGGACGGAGUACGGCUCGAUAAAAGCAAGGAGACGACAUCGGCCGACGGCAACCAAACCACCAGCACCCUAUCGAUAAGUCUCAACCGUACCGAUGCGGGCAAGUAUCUGUCCUGCAAGGCGUACAACACCUACGUGCCGUCCGAUGCACUCGAGGAUGGCUGGCAGCUGGAUAUACAACAUGUUCCUGAUGCUUUCGUGCGCCUGGGAAGCUCACUGGAUCCGGACUCCAUACGAGAGGGCACCGACGUGUACUUCGACUGCAUCGUGACAGCCCAUCCCGCAGUCUACAAGGUCGAAUGGAAGCAUAAUAACAAAACACUGCCCCACAACAUAUCGCAGGGCGUCAUCAUCAGUAAUCACUCGCUGGUGUUGCAGGGAGUCUCACGCACCACCGCCGGAAACUAUUCCUGUGUUGGAUUCAACGCCGAGGGCGAAGGAAGCAGCCCCGUGUUCGCGCUGAAUGUGAUGUAUGCACCGACGUGCGCUCCCAACCAGCAACGAGUUUACGGCGUGGCCAAGCAGGAGAAUGCCGAGAUCCGGUGCAUCGUUGAUGCCAAUCCGCCCGAUGUGGACUUCAAAUGGACGUUUAAUAAUUCUGCCGAGAGUAUUGACGUACAGGCGAGCCAUAUUUCACGACUAGGAACCUCGUCUGUAGUAUCGUACACACCGAUGACUGAAUUAGACUACGGCACGUUGCUAUGCGUGGCCACCAACCGGAUCGGAAAGCAGCGGCAGCCUUGUGUGUUCCAUAUUAUUGCGGCAGGUCGGCCCGACCAGGUCCACAACUGCAGCCUGGCGAAUGUCUCCAUGACGUCACUGCAAGUUCGGUGCUUCGAAGGCUUCAACGGAGGUUUGGCACAAUCGUUCUUCCUGGAACUGCGGGACACACAGUCGCAAGAGGUGCGCUUUAACAACACCUCACCGGUUCCUCGGUUUGCGGUUCCGAAUCUGCACCCAAGCGCAAUCUACCAACUGGCCGUGUACGCAUUCAAUUCCAAGGGCAAAUCCGAACCGUACGUGAUGAGUGCCGCAACGCUACGACUUCCGGAGAAACAAAUGAACUCGGAGAAAGCAGAACGUCCCCGGUCGCCACUUCCCCUAACACCGACGCUCUCGAUUGCGAUCGGGCUCGGGGCGGCCGUACUCAUCGGAAGCUGUGCCAUUGUGUUGGCCCUGAAAUUUCCCUGCGGAGCGAACCGCCGGCGGAACAAGGAGACGGCCCAGAGCACCACGGUACGCACCUCCUCGCCCGGACCGAGCGACAAAAGUGUGGCCAGCAAGGACUACGACGGGAACGAGAGUGACGAGAAGAAUCCGGACGUUAUACCGGAUACAAUCGAUUCAGAUGACCAGAUGGAGUACAUCCGACGGCGCCAGCACAUAUCUACGAUUGACACCAGCAGCCCCAGCCGGUUGCUGUUGACCACGACGGCACAGAGCCAGAGCUUCAUGGGUUCGACGAUGGCCCUUCAGCACAGCAAUCACUCCGCCAAUUUGGGCUACUGUACGCUCCGGAACGGGGUGCCCCAACCGGCCGUGGCCGGUUCGGUGACCAACGUGUCCAUGAGCCAUGUGCCAAAUAGUUUCACCCACGCGGGAUCACAUGCCACCUGCACACUUCCGAGACAUCCGAUCGGUGCCGGAACGAUCAAUCCGGCCGGAGCCCAUCAUUGGCCUUCGUACGGGGGUACCAUCGCCGGUGUACGCAACAUGACCGCCAUCUCGGUAAGCAGCAGUCCCCAACCGGUGCCACCACCACCGUCCACGAUAGCCAUGCAGCACCUGGGAGGACCGCAGGGCCCGAGGGGGGCCCGGGUUUGCAUAGGACUACCGGAGGACGAUGUGUCCGCCGAUACGCCGCUCAUGGUAAAACGCGAAAGCACCGUAUGACUAUAGGAAUCUCACAGGGUCGGUGAUACGGCCCUGUGAGGCUCUCUUUCUCCGAGCAAUGGCACGAAAGCGCAGUGUCGCGGAGAUGCGAGGCACGAGACUUAAACAAUAAUUAGAUGUUUGUUGGAGGCACGGUGGGGAAGAAGGAGAUUAUUGAGUAUUCGGGAAGUUUAAAAAAAAAAUGGUAGAACCACUUUUCCCCACUUUUUUUCUAUCGGGAGGAACACACUAUUUCUUUGUUUGCGUUUCCAUUUCCGACUGUUUUUUAUAGUAGCACAACAGAAAUUAUAAAGUAAAAAAAAAAAAUAACGAUGUUAUUUAUCAUUAUAUCAUUUUGUGAUAUGAAAGCUGUGAAAUAAUCAAAUCAAAAAGCUCAAUUUUGAGUGUGAAUCAAUGCCGGAAGGCUGAAGUGGCUGAAUCGUGGCGCUUCGAUAGAUACUACUGAUAUUCCGGCCUUGGGCCGUAAAAGCAGAAGAAGCCGGAAAAGUAAAGCAAAAGAAAAAAAGCUGCCUACAGACGAAAUGGGCACAUAAAGCUAAUCUGUAAAUAAUAAUCUAGUUUAUGACCAAUACCCAAAUCUCCCCCUAAAUGGAUCUCGUGACUGUUGAAGAUACAGAAAAAAGAAAAAGAAAAGGGAGCGAGUAAAAAAAAACACUUACAAUUCAAACUAUAUAACCGAAGCUGGGGUGUCCUUGGUGUUGGUAACCACGAGCAUUGAUCCAGUUAGGAUGAGCCGAACUGGCAAAUGUUUGUAUAAUGACUGUUCAUAAACCAAUCAGUAGUUUUUUUUUAAAAGACUCUUUCGGCCGAUGCCAUGCCGGAAAACCACCGGAAAUUUGAGUCACAAUCGGAAAUCUUAAUACUUAAAAGGACAAGGUCACCCAACUUCAAGGUCACACGCCUGUAAAUAUGAAACAUGUAAAUAGCUAGAGGGGGCAAAAUCAUAGCUUCCGUCACAAAAUCCAUCCCCUCAGCAGUCGAAGGAACGCGUUUUUUCCCGCAUUUCAUUGGAUUAUUGCUCGUGAACGGAAGGGAAUAUCUGUCGCGACUAGCCGAGUCCUGCAUCCGGGGGUGGCAGCAAAAGACGAAAUAAAAGCAUGCUCCGGUUGAUUGGAAUUGGAUUGGGUGGCAGAAACGAGAGAAUGGAUACCAAAUCCAGUGAAGCUUUUAUUUCAUCUCCCUCGCCGGAAGUCCUCAGGAGGGAAACGUUAGCCAGUAUGUGUUGGAACGGUCGCCAAAGGGGAGGCGGAAGAUGAAGAAGAAAAGUUAAUUUAGUUUUAGCUAGAAAAUACAAUUUAACGAUGUGCCCGGAGGGUAGUUGACUGUGGGUAUGUGGUUUCGGAAAGCUCGGUAAAGGCGAAAAAGAAAAAAACUGAACCCUGAUGAGGCGGAACGAUCGGAACGAUCGGAACGCCUGGCGCUUGUUAGGAUUGUGAGUUAUUGUCUCUUUCGUCGUCGUCGUCGUCCUCCUCCUCCUCGUCGUCCGACGUGCACGGGUCAUAGGUGUUUAUGAUAUUAAGUGCACUUUUCCCGUUUGUGAAUUUAUGCAUUGACAGGAUUUACUGCAAACCAUUCCAAGAUUUACGGAUUGUGUUACAUUAACAACGAGAAGGUUGGUGUCUUCCGUUGCAGUGCACUUUUACGGGAUUCGUUCUGGUCCUUCCCAUGCUGAUCAACCUGGGGCUGGUAGAAGACAAACAAAAAAUGAAAACAACUUCCCGACUGGUGCUACUGCGGACAUUGAGUGACAUUUAUUUUUUCUACUACUGAAAACUUAACAGGAAAUCCUGGAGUUUUCCAUUUCUCGGUUGAUUUUUCAUUAGGGCGUUUCGAUUUUCUCUCUUUCGAUUUUUGUGAUGUGAUUAAAAAGAUUUUCUUUGAUAUCACUAUUUUGAUUUAAAGUCGAAAGUUUAGGGUAUCAUUUCAUGCAAAGAGUUGAGUGAUAAACGUGGAAACCGCUUGGUAAUUAAUAGAAGAGAAAGUAAACAAAGAGAAACUCUCACUUACUUAUACGCCCUUUUGAAAAUUUAACCGAGAUUUAUUUUUACUUCAAUAAACACAACUAGUCCAUCUGUAGAAACUUGAAUUGGUUUCCUUUUAUAACAGGCACACAAGAAAUACUUCGUGCAUGCAUAAUUUUGAUCCAGUUAACAGCUUGUCCGAAAAAGACAUUCUUUACGAUUAGGUCCAAUCUUUUGUGUGUGUAUAACCUAUCCCAACCCCCAGUGUCUAGUAACGGUUCACAGAAAAAAAAAGAUGUUUCCAUGUGUUUUGUUUAUGCAUGCAAAUAACUUGAAUCCAGGACUCAGGGAGGCAUUUACUCAAUCAAAUUCCGUUGACCCAUUUCGUAUGCAGAGGUUACCAUUCCGAGGUUACCGUUUCAUCGACUAGCCCCACCUAAAUGAAAUGUGUGCAUCAGAUGGAUUCAAACAUUACAGAGAGAGACUUUCGAUUCCUAGCAAUUGGCAACCAAUCGACGAGUAUUUAGUUUAUAUUCUUCAGUUUUGUAAGAAUAAUUAACAUCUUCUAAUUUUAUCAAUACGCGAGUUUGCAUUCAAUGUUUCAUUACUUACCUUUCAAACCUUCAGUCUUUUUUUUUCAAAUAAAAUUUUUAUUAGGCUCAUUUGCUUCAGCUUAACCUUCAGUCUUCUAAACCAAUCAAUUACACCCUUGAAACUUCAACAUAUUGCACACUUCUGAAUAUGUUUUCUAUAGACGCUCUUGCAUAGAGCACUAGCAAUGAGAAAAGAAUUAUUAUUUAUACACAAAAAGUUAUUCCUUAUUAUAUAAGGAUGAUAUGUAAAAUCCGCAUUUGUAAAUUGCAACGAAUGCUGCAGACGAAAAGUCCGCUGGAGUUGAAAUUUACAAUCUCUCUUUCGCAGCAGGCAUAAAACCUCCUCAUCUUUUCAAUAUCUACAGAUUACAAAAAUCCAACCGAUAUAUUGCUUAAUAUUAAGGGCUUAAUACGAAGUAAAAUUAUACCUUCCGGCGAGAAUCAAGAAUGGUUGUCUGCUGUCCGUGUGGGUUCGCGGGAAACACUCCCAAGUCAGGAACACUUGGCGGGUGGCCCACAUGCUGGACAUCACCGAGAGUGGCCCUGGGAGAGUGGUAAAUAAUAGCAAUGCAGGAAAAAAAGGAGAGAAAAAGAGAGAAGUGUAUGUUGCAGUAAAUGGCAAUACGAAGGGGUUCGAAGGGGAGAAGAAGGGGUUGUCAAUUUAACGUCACAUUACGGGUUUUAAUACAGUUGAGCAGUAGGACGUCAAGGCGAUAUACUUUACCUAUUUGAAGGAUUUUCAAUAACUUUCGCGUUUCAAAUGAAUUAUUACAUACAAACCAAAUCGCACCCUCUCAUUCUGCUACUAACGCAGAAGACGGUAGCACCCGCCGUUGACGCCGUUCUAUUGACCAAAUGUCAUCGUAGACACACACGGGGAGGCAUUCUAUAGAAACUUGUGAGCACUUAGUUAUCUCACUUUUUGACGAACCGCAAAUUGACAUUCAAUUUAUUUGUUCAGAAUAUUUCGCUAGACCGUUGUAUGAAAGCACAUGCCUUUAUGAAGUAAAUCCAUCAAAGAUUCACGCGUUUUUGGGCUACCUGUCACAAUUUAGUUUGAAAAGUUUGAAUUAGGGGUGAACUACGAUUAACAGAGUGAGAACAGACCGAAACUGUUCUUUUUCAUUUGCUGUUAUGAAUAACUCUUAUGUCGUUUUCACUUGAGAAACCUGAAACUGACCCAGAGUAGUUUCAUCAAACAAACACUUUUCACGAACAAACUGUAUUGAUUUUGUACUUAGCAACGGGAGUGUGAGCAAACCUGAUAUAAAAACCAGGUUCGAAACUGACUCGAUUUUCAGUUCAACAACGUUGAAACUAGGUUCAAAACAGACUUCAAACAAACGGUUUGACAGCAGUUGGAGUGGAAACUGGGUUAGGUUAGGUUAGCGAAAACGACAUUAGCGAGUGCUUAAUUGUUCGAAAUCGCUCUUCAAAAUGGAUGUUGGCCGGUGGUUUGUUAGCUGAUGUCUAAUAAAAAAAACAGAAGAAUUUUUUUCCCGUUAAUAUUGCUGUUGUCUUAAGUGAUAUUGAGGCAUAAAAUUUGUUCAGGAAUAAUAAUGAUGCAGUUACUUUCUGAAUAAGUAAGGAAAAUUGAAAAUUUGUUUGACGUGAAUACGUCUUACUUUACUAUGGAGCGCUUUUUCAAAAUGUACCUUCUCUGGGAGAGUGAUAAGUUAUUUGAGCCAAUUUGUUCUGAUUCCUGAACCACAAAUAAAUCAAAAUUAAAGAUUUCAAAAGUGUAUUGUAUCAACAAGUAUGAUCGGUUCUCUUAGAGUCUCCACCAUUUUUUACAAAAAAAUUACUACGAUAUUUUCUUCCUUUGGUGGAAAACUGGAAAACGGCUGUCUUAGUCUCAUAAAACAAACCAAUGUUGUUUACUGUUCGACGUUUCGGCCUUUGGUGUCGGCCUUUUUCAAGGAAAUUUGUAAAAUUUUACUGUGUUGUGUAUUGCCAAAAAAAUAAAGCGUUGAACAAAUAAUACAACGUAAAAACUUACUAAAGUCUAUCGUUUAUAGUCAAAAUGUCGAUUUCUGACACUACGUUGACUGGUACCAUUUUAGAAUAUACUUCAAGAUACUACGAAAACAAAUGGUCAUUUACAUAAAUACUGAAACAAAAAUUAUUCGUAACAACUCUUACUAUCGACUGCAUAACAAAUAUUUUGUUGGCAUAAAUUACGUACAGUGUCACAAGUUUUCCUUGAAAAAGGCCUACACCAAAGACCGAAACGUCGGACAGUAAACAACAUUCGUUUGUAUCAAGGGUGGAAAUAUGAAAAUUUUUUGAUUCACAAUAAAUAAAAAUAGUCAGUAUUACCUUAUCAUAUCACAUAUAUAUAUAUUGUAAAUAUUAUAAUGAAUUUUGAUAUCAUUUUUGAUAGGAAUAAUUUUGGUUUUACUAAGAAUUUAAAAAUGUCUUCAUCGUAAUCAGUAUCACUGUCUGAUUCGGAAUCAACAUUUCAACAAAUUUAGGCUCGUUUUAAUGCUACUCUCUGUUCAUUAACCAGGUUUGAAGUUCAAAUGGCUAUCACUUACGGUUCCGGUGAUAUAAUGGUAUAAGUGACGUAAACAUCCAAAUUGACUACCUCUCAAUUUUCUCGAAUAUGGGUUAUCCGAUAUCAAUAAUUUUAGGCUCGUGAGGUGAGUUUAUUUCAUCGAUCGCAUCGAAAUUCCAUGCUUCGUGACGUAUUUAAAAUUUAUUCAGUAAUACCAUCGUGAUGGAGUACAGCUACUAAUAUUAACAUACAUGCUGCGAUGAAUAAUAAUUAUAAUGAUAAGAAAAACAUGUUCAAUCAUAAAGCGUGCUACGAAGAAAGCGUACUACGCAGCUGGUUAAUAUUACCCUAUUUAGCUUGACACAGAAGUAACAGGAGCGCAGGAUUUAACAGGAAGUAACAGGAGCGCAGGAUUUUGCUACGCCAAUUAAACCACUACGCCUACUGCUGUGCUUCUGUAACUUCUGUGUAUAAUAUUCAAGCUAAAUAGUGUAAUAUUUUCACGCUGAUCGAAUCGUUCAUUUGACAUUUUCGUGCGCAAAAUGGGCUUAUUUCCACCUCUGAUUAGUUUUAUAAGACUGAGACAGCCGUUUUCCAGUUUUUCACGAUUAUAACCCCAGUGAAAAUCAAGUAUAACUUCUUCCUUUGGUAUUAGAGAAUCGUCAUUUCGCAUAUUGCCUUUAUACGCUAUUCGUAGCUCACGCAGAGCUCGCUCUGAUUUAGAGAACAAAAAUACGACAGUUUCUCUUCAAAUAAAGGCAAUUACAUCAGCUCCCAGUUGCUGGUCAUUUGCAUUGCAGUGAACCAUAUCGGAGACUGAACGAUAGAGGAAAUUUAACGCGCAAAAACAAGCGCGUAACUUAGGAAAUCCGCGUAAAAAAAAAACCACAAAAUUAAAAAAUUGUUAUGGCAAAAUGUCUUAGAAAUACAUGAAACGUCUAGACCUGGUGUAAUCUCAGAAAAAAAAAUUAUUUGAAAGAAAUCGUAAAUUUUCCAAGUGUUAGAGAGUAAAAAAGGCCUCAGUGUAUUGAAAUAUUCGAAUCGGAAGUGAAAAUAAUUAGUUUAGUGAACCAAGCUUCGCACCAAACUAUUUCAAAUAAAACCAAUAUUCAGCUGCUUUCAAGCUGUUCAAAAGAAAUGCAUUGUGUGUGUGUUAAUUUGAAUGCGUUUUAGUGACAUAAGGAUGUGCGAGUAGUGUCAGAUAUAUUAUUGUUCAAAAGAUCUGCAAUAAAUUAGAGAAAAUUAUACUCUACUACUCACGUCAAUCCGAUUAUGUCUCUGACAUUACCAACCCGAUUUUUUUUCUCGGUGGAAAAAGAUGAGUACAAGAGCUCAUAAACAGUCAGUUCCAUUGACUGAAAAUAGACAAAAAAUGACGCGCAAUAAAUGAACGAUUUUUAGUUGAAUCAAUUUGAAGUUGAAUUAGGCACUCUAGACCUUAUGUCCGUAUUUUUAACAAUCGGUUGUUGAUGUCGAGUAUUUCAUUUCGGAUUUGCAUAUUUCAUUAAAAGAAACAUUCCGAACACGAAACAGUUAAACGCCAGCUUUAUUUGCACUCGUGUGGUGCGAAUUUCGCACAACGAAAAGUGCACAAAGCUAAUCAAAUUACUCUAUAUUUUAGUGUAAAUCUGGUGAUUUUUACCUACGAUUAGCAAAGAAAGUAAUCCUAAUAGUUCUUUAGAUAACAUUUAGAGUCAUUAGAAUGGCUGAUUUUAUAUAAUGUUCCCCAUCGUUGUCCACUUCUCGUUUUCUUUUCCUCGAACGCAAACGAUCAGCAGCUGGAUGACAAAAUCGCUCUUGUUUGAAGCGAAAUUCACACUGCGAACGUCAAACAGCAGAUACGUAUGCUAACAGAAUAACUAGUUGUUGUUUUUUCUGUGUUUAGGCUUGAGGAACGGAAUCUCCAAUUUGCCAUUGACUGAAUCACCAGUUGAAUAAUACCGGGUUUAGUUCCACUGUCUUGACAGUAGAUGGCAGCCUGCGCUGUCGAUCUGUCUUCGUUAAUGGAUUAUCUUAAACUGAAGCUAGCACACGUGCAACAGAGUCUAUUAUUAGAUUCGGUCAAUUUUGAUGAUUCGUGUUUGAACCUAUUUUUUCACUAUUUAAACAAUCUUUUCUGAAAGUUAUUGUAAAAUGAAGUUUUUCGUUACAUUUUCAACAAAGUCAUGCCAUUCUUUUACAAAUAAACAUAUUUGAAUGAAGCUACCACAGAUAAUAGAUAAUACUAUAAACUUAGAAUUGUUGUACAAAAGUAGUGAAAGAAAUACUUUUUCAUAUUUUUUCUUAAAAUUUUUGAAACAAUUGUUUUUUUUAUGUUCAGAAAUUUUAAAAAAUCGGGAAAAGUAUAUCACAAUAUAAUAAAACGUAGUAGAAUCUGAAUUCAUUGAAAAAUUUGUGUGUCAGCAAUCGUUUUUUUUUAUCUAUCCUUUAUUUAUAUCCGGCUUUAACCUGAUUGCGGUGGUUCAUCGGUUCUACCAAUUUAUUCAAAACGUAUGACGAAAAGUAUUACUCGCGGCAAGGUAUUUCUAUACGCGCCGGGUCAAAGCUAAUGGAAUUUUCCAAUGCACGGUGACCAUUUUUAAUGAUCAAAUAGAACCAAAUUAUGAACACUUUAACAAAAAAAAAUGAGAGUAAUAUUUUUUUUUUACGAUUUUACGAAUUCUGACCCCAUUUUGAUUUGAUUUCGAACUGUUUAUGUGAGAAUCAUCGAAAGCCGAAAAUUUAUAAAGUCUGUGCUGUAACACGAAACACAUUUCCUGUGCCUAGCUGCAGUGGGAUUCAUCCAAAUGGUUGAUAAUUGGAUACUACACGGAAAGCCAAAUUUAUUCAGUAUAGUCCUGAAUAAAUACAUUUUCAACUAAGAGUUUACGAUAUUUUCACACAUCGGUUUAGAAAUUAAAAUUUGCGAAAAAUUUGCCAGCAGUGUCGACAAGACUAUCCGUUUUAGCUUUUUAAUGGAUUGUUUGGUUCGAGUCUCAUGAGUUUUUGGCUAAUGAACUUGUUAAUAAACCCAAUUUAAUUUUUGUUUUCUUUGUGCUGUCUUUCAGCAGUUAUGAUGACAGAUCGAUAGAGUCAAAUCAAAUAUACUAUAUAUCAAUAUGGAUCACUCUUGCGAUUCAAGAGGGACUUCACAGUAAAGUGUAUUCAAAUUUUGUAUUCACAGUAUUCAAAUUUUUUAUGAAAGUUUUGACAGUUCCCAGCAAGGGACAGAUCGUUUAGUAUGUGCACUUUUAAUUCAUAGACAAUUUAGAAAAAUGACAGUUUCCUUUUCAAUUUUUUCUUUCGCUGAGAGAAAAGAUAAUGUACAGCUAAUUUAAAUUCAAUGUCAUGAACGCAAUGAAAAAAAUAUCGCAAUCAAAGUAACUUGUAAUGCACCGUUCAUUUCAUUUUAAUUUUGUUGAUAUAUUCCUUACAUCAGAAGUGAUCUGCCAAACAUUGCCUUCACAGCCUAUAGGUUUUGUCUUUUCAGCGCUAUUUAUAACAUUCAUGAGCAAAGUUAAAUACUACUUCAUAACUCCGGAAAGUGAAGAGCGCAAUUCUACAUUAUUUAUAGGCGAUAUUUACUUUCGUCAGAAAAAAACACGUUUAAAUAUGAAAAUGUUCACACCUCUAUGUAGGCAUCAAUUAUUUUUGACAUUUCACUUCUGGUUGCACACUAAACGCAAACUAUUAAACAUGACUAACUAAUAGCCUUUUCCGUCGCGAGAUGGUGUUACUGUGAUGUGUUUUUUUUCGUUAAAGUGAUUCAUUAUUGAUAUAUAAUAUAUUUGGUCAAAUUUUCUGAUUUUAGUCACAAAAUUAGUUGCCAAUGAGAAUUUCGUGUUGGAUUGAAAUUUCGCUGGUUUGUGUCCAGGAUUUUCGCCAACGAAACACAUUUUCUAAAAACAAGAGUUUUUUUUCUGUUAAGUAAAUUCUGAAUAUCAACUAAUCUAUUAGUUAUUUUGGAAAUUUUGUUGUUAAAAUCAACUAAUUGAGAAACAGAAGUACAAAUUACGAAUAUAUUUGGCUAAUUUCGGUCGUUCCGUGCUCAAGAGAUGAAUCUGAUGUCGACUGUCGAUUGGUGAUGUUGAAUGUCCGAAAUGGUAUAGAUGUGACAUUAAAAGAAGACGUUUUUGCCCUGUUUUGUUUAGAGCUUGAAGGGCAGAUCGGUUUCGUAAAACGUUUCCAUAAUUGUGAUAAUGUUGCGUUCGAUCGAAAGAAAAACUUCGUGUCUCUGAACCGUUCUAGGCCUUUCUGUUGAAAACAAUUUCGUCCCGAUUGAAGCAUUUUUUGCCGAAAUACAGCACAAUGCUUUCGCCGGUAAUCAUUUUGGGUCAAAUAAAUGGGAAACAAAUUGGCCCAGUGCGACACAAUCAAAUCUUUUGCUACAUCUUUCUAGCGAAAUUACCCUCGUGAAGUUCACGAGGACAAUAUCGUACGGAUGGCUACUCUCGACAAAAGAGUAACUGGGACUCAGAAACUAGAAACCCACACCCACUCGAAAAAAAAUUCGCUCGUUGCUGCUUGCUCUUUUUCUUGCCCUGAGAACUUUUCAAGUCUUCGAGCUUCAAUCGCUUCAUCGAGCCCUUUCAAUCGACCCUCUUCGGCAAUGUAGGGAUAAUUUUUCAUUGUGCCCUUUUUUGCGCAUCAAAUCGUCCCCACAUGUUCAUUUCAGAUCGCUUCCAAUUAUGGUCUGGACCUCAAUCAAAAACCUGUCCGUUCGCCCUGUUGAUUGAUGAUGGCCACUGUGUUUGGGGCCUUUUCUGCUUGUAUGUUUACUUUGAACAUCGGUUGGCAUAACGUCAGGGCAGGACACCCACCCCCCAUCCGGGGGAAGACUAAGUUUAUCAAGAUUGCUAUUGCUUUCGACCACACCGAAUCACGCGAUUCACUUGACCUAGCUAGUGAUGUGUUCUUAUAAGAGCACUCAUUGGGAAACUUAGAACGGAAAGUUGGUACUAGAGAAAAACCAAAAUAAAAAAAAACCUUCCAAACAAUUUCAACCCGACCGAGUGUUCGCAGGAAACGAUGCCGUAGUAACUGAUUGAACUUAUUUUGCGGUUGUUUUUGGCAUCUCCUCUCGAGUCGCAGCGUCUUCCCGACCUUCCCGACCAAAACCUUUCCGAACACUCGAACAUUGCUUCUUGCCCUCAUUUGACCUGAUAGUGUUUUCACUGCAGAACGACGACGACGAUAGCCAAUGGGGAGAGAACAAAAAGAAAAUAUGAAGUAAAAUUUUCCACUAAGCUGGUCCCAAGCUGGGUGUGGUGUUCUUGGUUUUCCGGAAGCUUUCCUAAUCGAAUCAUUACGACGGCAGCUGGUGGUCAACCACUUCCAUGGGAUCGGAUAAACUUCCUCAAGUUUAUCGAGAGCGAUUUUGGUUGUGGCUUAUUUUGAAUAUUAAUUUGACCACAUCUCGCUGCUCAACCGGGACCGUUUCUUUCGCUUUAGAGUUUUGAGGUUAAACAAAAAAAAAAGAAGCAGGGAACAUGUCUGUUUAUUCGAAGAUAUGAUGGGAUUACCAAGGCGGCGACAACUUGUGAAAGGGAAUUCCAUCCACCUUUUUCUUUGCAGAUGCAAACCUUCAUGCAACAUCCACCCACCACAGUCAGCGAUUGUGCGCCAUCAAUCAUUCUGUCAUUGCGAGCAAUAGGGGGCUAGCGUGCGGUAAAUUACGGUAGCCGGCAUGUGGUGAUGCGAACAAGAGCUGGAGGGACGGUGGAUUCCAGAAUAAAUCAAAUAAAUAAUUAAAUGCCUUCGUUGAUGGGAUUUUCCCCUCCGGUUGAAUUCGUCGGUGUUCGGUUCAAUUUCGUUCAAAGAAAACGGUAGGAUUAUUGUUCCAUUAAACUAGACGUUGCGUCGUUUUCCAAAGUACGUGCCCGGCACUGGCAGCACUAAUGGUUUUCGUCUGAAGUUGUUUCCGUCUCUUAUCGUCCUGCUGAUAAACUGGGCUCCUCAUCAGGUGAACACGAAACUGGGCGGUAAUAUCAUAUUUCUUCGUUUGAUAAUCUUUUCUGCGCUAGCAGCCGGUGAGACUUUUCGUUUGAUCUUAGCCGUAAAUGGCGGAAAGACAAAGGACUCCAACCGGAAUCGUCGAAAUUGGGUCGAAAAAUUACUGCGAUUUUCGUCUCGUAUUUAAACUAUGGUGGUUUUAUUCGUUUUGAUUGUCUACACGCUUACUUUGACACAAAAUGGCGUUGUGCCUAAAACCGGCUGACGCCCUAUCAAAUUGAUUGAUAUGAUGUCAGUUGAAUGUGGCACUGACUUCAACUGACAUCCGUCAUACAUCGGCCAACGUUUUCUUUCUUCAACUACUCAAUUUUCGGGUAAAUAUGAUUUUUGCCAAAUUCGGUACCAGUUUUGAACCAAGUGAAGAAGAACUUCCUAUUUUUGUUGCAUCGCUACAUCUAAUGUUUUCUGUAUUUUCUGAACUAGAAGUUGGAUCUCUAUUAAACGGAAUACAAUACGGCUACCUUUCAUCUGAAGUUCAUGAAAUAGGCCAAGUAAUAUCGGAGAAAUCGGUGCGAGUUCCAUUCUGACCAGUGCUUCAAGAACUGGUAAAGUCAAAUGGCCACUUCCGAAACGAAAUUCUGGGUACGGAUCAGGAAAGCUGUCAAUGUUACAUACGUUGUCAACGUUUGGCUUCCAUUUAGACUGCGUUCCUUUCACCUCAUCUAGCCAGAGAAUAAAUAUAGUCGGUAACUUAUUUAUAAUUAGGGUAACGACUCCAGUAAAGCAAUUCUACGCCGAAUUGUUCAGAAAUUGCAAGAUUCUGGCACGACCCCCUGCGAUUUGCAUGAAAAUUUUCGUGUGUAUGUUUCACUGGUUGAAAGAUUUUUUUCACUCAAGACUAAUUUUUGAAAAUGGCGUAUGUGUUUUAAUCCACAUUGUUUUUAAGAAACGUUCUACAAAAAUUGUGUCUGAGAAGAAGGGCUAGGUAAAUAAUGGAAUUUGAACAAUACGGGUGGCUAUUGUCAAAGACAAAACUGGAUGUCGUGAACUCGAAUAAAAUGGACACGUCUUCUCCGCACUUGCAAAUAUCAGUUAAUUGAUCGAUUGUGUGAAUGGUGUAAGCAUUCCCCUUCUUCACUACUACAAUUUGAAACGAUGUAUCUGCACUAAAGUACGGAUAAGUUACAUCAAACAUUCUGAUUCACAAUUAAAUAUUACGAAGUAAUUUUUAUAGUUUUUUUCUAAUAAAAUAAUGGAAAGAACAUUUUACGAAGGCGUUCGUGUUAAAGAGAGACGAGUUGAAUUCGAAUUCCGAUGGAUGCCGAUGUCUUCCGUCAUCUAUUUCCAAGCUGACCUGUUGUCCAUGGAUGAGAUACUGAUAUGUUUGAAUUAGAUAUAGCGUUCACAAUCUAUUGUUAUCUUCCAAUU
Molecule: messenger RNA, 18002 nt
Organism: Malaya genurostris
Lineage: Eukaryota; Metazoa; Arthropoda; Insecta; Diptera; Culicidae
Gene: side-VII
Product: hemicentin-1
Exons: 14
Coding region: 2839-5592 (917 amino acids)
Molecular function (GO): protein binding
Source: RefSeq, a predicted model, not a curated record